Messenger RNA from Histoplasma mississippiense, 198 nucleotides. RefSeq lists its product with no specific name. NCBI's taxonomy places the organism in Eukaryota, Fungi, Ascomycota, Eurotiomycetes, Onygenales, Ajellomycetaceae. The coding region runs from base 1 to 198 and encodes 65 amino acids. The transcript is spliced from 2 exons. The record is from RefSeq and is a predicted model, not a curated record.
AUGGUGUUGGCAUUGGCGGUUUCGCUGCUGCUGCUGCUGCUUCUGUUGGAUAUUGAGGGUCUUCAGCACGUUUCUGUGGCCACUGGCACGACACCGGAGGGGUGGACUGAGGUUUUAAGGUCAAGGUGUUUGCAUUAUCAUUUUGAUGGUAUGGGUGAUAAUUGUCGUGGUGAUCGGGAUGAACUGAAGGUUGCCUAG